This is a messenger RNA of Chilo suppressalis (striped riceborer), 828 nucleotides long. The record is from the annotation of a GenBank genome assembly. Lineage: Eukaryota; Metazoa; Arthropoda; Insecta; Lepidoptera; Crambidae.
CCGCCCGAUCGUUGCAGCUGUGUUUAGUAUUGUCAAUAUCGUGCGCGUGAUCAUCAAAUAUUUACGCACGCACCGAUGGAUUCGCAAAACAUCGACUCGGAGGAUUUUAUUAAUGAAGUGAGGAAGCAUCCCGAAAUAUGGGACAUAAACUGUGACGACUACAGGUAUCCUAAGAGGAGACAGCGGGCGUGGGCCAAAGUGGCCAGCGCGUUCUUAGUAAAUUUUGAAUACAUGCCGAGCAGUGAGAAAACCAUUAUUCAAAAGAGGCUAAACGACAAAUGGCGGAAUAUCAGAGACUCGUACGUAAAAUCGAAGAGGAUAAACCAAAAGAAAUUAUAUAUGUAUUCAGCCUAUUUGUAUUUUCUCGACGAUAUCUACAAGGACGGCGAGGACACUGGCAACGAGGAAACGCCAAAGAUAAAAAUGAUAAAAAAAGAAAAGCGCCAUUACGAUGAUUCGAACGAAGCGUGGCCUAGCGACGAUUCAAAUUUGGAAUCGAAAAGGAAGAAAAUAGACAGCAGCAUGGAAUUCGUGGACUUCCCGGAGAUGGCGCUACCGUGCAGUACGGUCUUGGCAGAGGACGACGAUGACCAUUCCUUUUUCAAUUGUUUAUUACCCGCCGUGAGACAGUUCAGUAUGGAUCAGAAAUUAGAAUUUCGCAGUGAAGUUAUUGACAUAAUAAAAAAGAUUAGAGCUGCUGACACUGCGAGUUAAUACUCCUAAAAAAUAUGAAUCAAAAUUCUAUUUUUGCAUUUACGGGUAGGUACUUACGUUAUUGUAAGACAGACAAUAAAAAUAAUAGAAGAAGAAGACAAUUAUAACGAAAAG